AUGACGGACAAGGAUGACGCCAGUUCCGCGUAUCGCUCAAGCAUGAGCACCAUAGUCUCUACGGCACUACGUGAUCUUCAGUACUUUGACCAAUAUGAGUCCAAGAUAUCAAACACCAAGCUGAGAAAACGUUUGGAUCUGUUAUGGCAAAGUAACCAGCACAUCAAGUCCGUCCGCAGGCUGACUUGUGAGUUUCGGCCACUGGAUGUCAACACUGAAGCCUUGCAGCAAAUCAGGUUCAGGGAGAGGGAGUUGAGUCGCUCAGGGUCCGUCCCGACGCCUCCAAGCAGCAUCGAGUAUCCAGAGCAAUCCAGUGUUCAGGCCAGUCUACAAGCCAGUGUGUGUCAGAAAUUUCAAGACAUGACAAUGAUUGAGGAACUCAUGUCAGAGGACAUUGAAACAUCGCUCUCAGAAGCCCGGCUGCCCGUAUUGGUGCCCUUUAUGGUGCAGCAUCACGUCUGUCUAGCUGUGCAGAGCGCCAUGGAGGGCGUCUGCUUCGCCCUCGCGCAGAAGCACCUGCCCGAGCUCUUGCGCGAGCGGCAAUGGGACUGCCCCGAGGCCGCGAGCCUGCCCACCUGGCUCGACACCAUCAACCGCAGCCCCGACGACCUGCGCCUUCCGCCUUACAUUCUCAGCGACUCGCGCGCGCACUGCGCCCUGGUCCUGCACGAGGCCGUCGUCGAGCGCCGCCGCCUGUCCUACGACACCCUGCGUCAGGGCAUCCACGGCGCCCUCGGCAUCAUUCAGUCGCUGCCGUCCGAGACGCUCGCGCCCGCCAGGAUCUACGCCCAGAACCUCUGCACCGUCGCCAAGCAGCUCCGCGACCAGAUGCGCGACCUCGAGCCCAUUGCCGCUGGGUACCAGGCCGAACUCGACGAGACGCUCGCCGAGAUUGCGGCGAAGCGCGCAGAGCUCGAUGCCCAAGAGGCCGAGGCCCGCCAGCAUGCCAGAGACGCCAUGGCCGAGUACGAGGCCAAGUGGGACGCAGAGUACAAGGCGACCUUUUCUGCCCGAGACGCAUUCUGUUGA
Messenger RNA from Beauveria bassiana ARSEF 2860, 1029 nucleotides. Its product is annotated as ubiquinol-cytochrome-c reductase cytochrome c1. The transcript is spliced from 2 exons. Bases 1 to 1029 code for a protein of 342 amino acids. Lineage: Eukaryota; Fungi; Ascomycota; Sordariomycetes; Hypocreales; Cordycipitaceae. The record is from RefSeq and is a predicted model, not a curated record.